Messenger RNA from Chara braunii, 1115 nucleotides. Lineage: Eukaryota; Viridiplantae; Streptophyta; Charophyceae; Charales; Characeae. The record is from the annotation of a GenBank genome assembly.
GGAGGAGUUUGUUGCCAUCCUCGAUGGCUCGUUUCAGAGAUAUGGAGGGCGGCGACAAUGACGACUAUGGGAAGCUGAUGGUGGUGGAGAGGACGACAGUGACAACUGUCACCGCAGUCCUCUUUCGUUGUCAGGUGGAGAGGGCGAUGGGGAGAAUGAAAGCGCAGAUCCGCGCGCAAAGGAGGAAGGUCAUGCAGUGCACGGGGGUGGAAGGGUUGGACACCGCCGCCAUCUACGAUGCCGUCGUUCAGGUCUGGUGCGCCUUGGGUUGUGGAGUUCUUCCCAAAGCAACACCCAGGUGGUGGAUAAAAAGAAGGGCGGGUGGGGUGUGGGAGGAUCUACGGCAAUGCGACGACGCCACGGAGGACUACUUUCGACAAGCUGAGCAUGCUGCCACGUGUCUUCCGGGGGAGAUUGUGGAAGCUCUGUUGCCAUUCAUGCACCGCCCUGUGACGUUCUACGCAGAACCGCUUCAGCCUGAUCACAUCGUCGCGUACGCAUUGUACCGGUGGGCGUUGGAGGAGAUGUACGAGAGCAGCGCGUAUAACUUCUGCAUUGGCAGAGCAUCAGGUUUGGUGCCAGUGCGGGACGUCACUGCGGCGUUGCUGACCGUCUACCGAGAGAAGAUAUCAUGGCCAACGGGGUUGCGCAAGUCGGUUGUCCUCUAUGCUUUCGCUAGCAAGGGGUUCCCCAACUGCCAUGUCUACAUCGACUGCACCCAUAUCUACAUCGACAAGCUAGCAAACGCCCUUGGCGAGGACUACUACGUUCUCGAUCAUCGCACAGAUUGUCGUCGAUUUGAACUUGCGUGUGCUGGACAUGUUCAUCAACUAUCCUAGAAGCUUCCACGACGUCAGGAUCAUCCACCUAUCGAGUAUGUGGGCCCGUGCAGAUGCAAGGCUGGGGAACUUUUCAUCCGCAUACAAUUGGCUCCCCGCCCAGUCCUGGGUGGAGCCACUCCCCAGUCCCACAGUACGUGACCAUGCUUUCUCCGCCUCCCCAUCGGACGUGUUGGGUAGAGGUUGUUCGUGCGGUGGCAGGUGUGCAUAUGCAGACGGGACGUAUGGCCUUGCAGUGCAUGUCGGGUCGCUGCACGACCCGUAGCUUGCGAAUCG